GGAGAAGAUAAGGACGUGUCGACGAGAAAGAAAUGCUGUUUUUGAACGACAAACAGAGAUCGAGGAGGCCUUCGAUGCGUCUGUUCAGCACAUGCGCAAGGUUUCAGCCUUACCAAAUACUUAGACUCUACUUGACUUCAUGAACGGCGGAAAUCCGGUUUCCUCGAAUCGCGUGUCGCCCAUGUCACCUUCUUCGGCAGGAUUCUUCUUAGACCCCCGCGUGGAAGCAGGUCACGCUGAUGAGCUGGCUCUGGUUGCCCAAGAACAGAGUCCGUAUCAUCUAGCGUCACCUGCGUCCAUCUCCGUUUCGCCAGCGAAGAGACGAGCCGAAGACGCGCCCGAGGCGUUAGGCAAACGCCUUCGCAGUGUACCCUCAGCUGUUAAAUCGGUUGAGAAGACGAUCCGCUUCGAUGAGCUUUACGACGAUGGAAAUGCGAGAUACAAGCACAGGAUCGUCCAGUACAACGAAGAAUGGUUUAUCCUCAGGUGCGACGAACACAAUAUGCACUUUCCGUACAGAGCGGCCUCUGCGGCAGGUUCCCAUCUGAAAGCCUACGCUCACAAUGGGCCCUCAGCUGCUCUUCCGGCCGUCAUCGAGGCUUUCGGUAUUCGAGUCAGUGACAUGGUUGAGGAAAUCGUAGUCGCUUGUCCGAAUGACUCCAGGUCUCUCGUAUGCGUUCGUCAAUCUUCCGUCACGGCAUCAGACAUCACCUUGCUGAACGAUGCCGCAAACCCUCAUAGCGAGGCACGCGGUGUUGCCGGUGCUCUCGGAAUCGGCACUUGUGGACAGCAAGGACUGUGUGAAGAAGAAAGACGUGAAGGGUUCACGGCAGUGGCGAGCGGUGCUAAUCCGUCGGCGAUGGAGCGUAAACAGCGCAAUAGUUCUGCCGAACAAUGCGGAUGGAAAGAGGCGAGGAAUGCAAUCAACAGAAAUCACGAAAGCCAGCCAAGCAGAACGUUGGAGCAGACGUGCUCCACGAUAGCAGUCUGUAGUCAGACAGAUGGAUCGUUGGGGGAUGAUCAACAAAGCGAUAUGACCAGCUCGGGGCAGUGGUGGCAGGUAGUUGCUUGAGACUGCCUGCGAUGUCUCAUCACGCAGGCAUGAGGCGAGGGUAACAGCAUGAUACGUAUAUUUUUGACUAUCAGCGACGUUCAAGGAUCCGUUCAAAUUGCUGCAUCAUUGCUCCUUGGUGCCACGAUGUGUGAUGAGGUAUGCUUCUGGCACAAAUUUGUUCUUCCAAUGUGCACGGUGGCAUCUUGUUACCGGAUGAUUCGGCCUCCCCCUGGACCCUGAUGAGAGUCGCCCGCGACGUAUGGAGGGUGGGGCGGCACUGGUUAGAUAAU
Colletotrichum godetiae is the source of this 1344-nucleotide messenger RNA. RefSeq lists its product as uncharacterized. NCBI's taxonomy places the organism in Eukaryota, Fungi, Ascomycota, Sordariomycetes, Glomerellales, Glomerellaceae. The coding region runs from base 140 to 1072 and encodes 310 amino acids. The record is from RefSeq and is a predicted model, not a curated record. The transcript has 2 exons.